AUGAACUCAAUAUAUAAGAUCAAUGCUAUUAAUCAAAAAGAGCUAGAGAACAAUGUCUCAGAUGAAGCUUCCUGGCACGCAGACUAUAGCGAUACCUCGUACAUAUAUAUAGGGAAUCUUCAUGAGGCUAUUGAGGAGAAGGAUUUGGUGACGAUCUUCUCGCAGUGGGGAAAUCCGACUCAUGUCAACUUGAUCAAGGACAGAGAAUCUGGAAAACUGCGUGGCUUUGCGUAUUUGAAGUAUGAGGACCAGCGCUCUUGUGUGCUUGCAGUUGAUAACUUCAACGGAGUGCUCAUAUAUGAGAAACCGUUGAAAGUAGACCAUACAUACUUUCAAUUGCGAGAAGGACAAGAAGAGGACGACUUUGCAGUGGAUUAUAGUGAGGUCAUGAAAGAGCAACCCAAGAUUGAGGCUCCAAAGAAGAGAAAGACAGAGAGGAAGGAGAUUGAGGCUGCGAAGGAUUUACCAUCGACGAGUUCUGUGUUUGUUGCCGAUGAUGACGAUUUCAACGACCCCAUGGCAGACAUGCUCAAACGGACGUUCGAGGAGAAAGAUGACAAGGAACAUAACUCAAAGCAUCGCAACAAGAAAAGAAAAAGUAGGUCAAGAGAAGACCAAAAGACUGAGGAUGCAAAGGGUGCUGCCUGA
Molecule: messenger RNA, 648 nt
Organism: Candidozyma auris
Lineage: Eukaryota; Fungi; Ascomycota; Pichiomycetes; Serinales; Metschnikowiaceae
Product: U2 snRNP complex subunit IST3
Exons: 1
Coding region: 1-648 (215 amino acids)
Biological process (GO): mRNA splicing, via spliceosome
Cellular component (GO): catalytic step 2 spliceosome; precatalytic spliceosome; U2 snRNP
Molecular function (GO): RNA binding
Source: RefSeq, a predicted model, not a curated record